AUGGCCAACACCUUGACACCCUUAAUGAAGAGGCAUGGCAAGCUGAGCAAUGACGUCGACUUGGCAAACGUCACAAAUCCGGCAGCCGCGGUGGCGUUGUGGCGGACCACCCUGUGUCAAUCUGUGGCUUUGACUGUGGCGUUCAUUGCACAGCGUGAUAUUUCAAGCCAGCUCAUCAUGACCACAUCAAACCUCCACCAAGAUUUGAUUCCUCGUGGUUCUUAUAUCCGCCAUGUCCCAAGAACUAAUUCACUUUUUAGGACUCCCAGGAUGAAAGCGUACGUAAUCGCACCGUUUGGCCUGAAGUCAACAACUGAUCGCUGUGCCGCUGGCUCAGUUCGAGGCAUAACCGCGAAUAUUCCCUCAGACCUAAUAUUCUCUUGGACCCGAAAUCUUUCCCUGGUAAUUCCUGCCUCUUUGCUGAGUUAUGCUUUCCUUUCGCUUCUAUCUCAUCGCUAUUUGUUCUCCUGUCGUGUCUACUAUCCUAUCAGUACCUGGCGUUCCUGAAGGAGAACUGAUAUACCUUCCAGUAACAUUAAAGGAGCUACGCUACGAUUGAGGUUUAACUCCUUCGUUUUGAAAAUGUUAAUUCAGAUGACCAUAUCGAGAUUAUUUUGGAGGCUGUCGAACUAAUUCUUCUC
This is a messenger RNA of Histoplasma capsulatum G186AR, 641 nucleotides long. RefSeq lists its product as uncharacterized. The record is from RefSeq and is a predicted model, not a curated record. The transcript has 2 exons. The coding region runs from base 1 to 507 and encodes 168 amino acids. Lineage: Eukaryota; Fungi; Ascomycota; Eurotiomycetes; Onygenales; Ajellomycetaceae.